AUGUUAUCAUUUGCAGUCGGAGACACCUGCCGACAACCACCUAUAAUGAAUCAUUUACGAUCGGAAGUAGUGCAUGAACUUCCGCAAAUCAUUCUCGAGGAACAACAACAACGACGACAGCAACAAUCAUCCGUUUUAAAUAGCAAUGGUAAUCAACAUGAUGUCGAAUCAUUUCAAACAGACAGCCUGCAAGAUGAUCAGCAAGCGCAAAUACGUCGUCGCGCUCCGACGAGGCACUCAAUCAAGUCUUUAACAGGCCGAAAAGCCCUUUCGAAGCAAAAUUCGGCAAACGAGCGUCGCAUCUGCCUCGACCCGACAACCCGUCGACAAUACUCCUACUCGCAAAGUUCAGUCUUAUCCGAUGGAAGUAAGUUACUUUUCUCGAGCAUUGAAAUACCUCUCAAUAAGUUUCAUUCGCAUGCCUCUUUAUCGUAUUUUCCCAUGGAGAAAUCUGUUCUAAACAAGCUACCGCCGGGCAUUUAUUCAACUUCAUUAAUCCAUACCAGUCCGGAUGAUAAUGACGAUGCUAAGACUAUUUAUUAUCCAUUGAAACAACAAUUAAUUCUCGAUUCUUCAACACUUUACAAUGAUCGAGCUCGGACUAAUGUGAAUAUAAUCGAGAGACGUUUCUCUAAUAAAGAUCAAGAACAAGUCAAUGACUAUUAUCAGGAGCAAAUGAACGAGCAACAACAACACCAGCAUCAAGUUGCUCACAGCGAUGAAACAAAUUUGUCAUCUGAUGAACAACAACAAGAAGAACAACUACAUCGCGAUCGACGACGAUCGUCAUUACAAAUUCUUGAUAUGAAACUCAUUCAUUCAUUAUCAAAUCAAUACAACAAUGACUCUAAUGGUCCAAUAAACGGUCCGGAAGGCGUGUAAAGUUUGUUUUCUAACGCUCUCUCUAUCAAUCGAUCCAUGUCGAACAUGGAGGAUACUGAUGAGGAGGGUAAAGCGCGAUCCCGCACUGAUCGUCGAGCAUCCGUUCAAUUCAUUGAUAUUAAUCUUAUUCGACGACGAUCAUCCGGUAAUGAUAAACCAGCUCAAUCGCAAUCACAACGUCUAGGAUCAAUCAAUUCAAAAUGUGAAACUGACUUCGAUGAUUUAGACCACCUUCAACAAUAUACUACUGCAAGUGAUAGCGACAGCGAAACCGAUGAAGGAACUGGUGUUAAUAUCCGUGAAAUACAACAUAAGAAUGCAGCCGGCUUCACAGACUUCGCUGUUCGACGUAUAAAACAUGCGCAAUAUGGCCGACGAGAAAUUGAGAUUGCUGAGCAAGAAAUGCCCGGCCUUAUGGCAUUACGUCGUCGUGCUGAGAACGAUAAGCCAUUACAAGGAGCAAAGAUUGUUGGGUGCACACAUAUAACGGCACAGACCGCUGUUUUAAUCGACACAUUAACACGAUUAGGCGCGCAGGUGCGUUGGUGUGCAUGCAACAUAUUUUCUACUCAGAACGAAGUUGCCGCAGCGCUCGCGGAAGAAUCCAUACCGAUCUUUGCAUGGAAAGGUGAAACGGACGAUGACUUUUGGUGGUGUAUUAAAAAGGCUAUUGGCGCUGAGCAAGGUUGGCAGCCGAAUAUGAUCCUUGACGAUGGAGGAGAUUUAACACACUAUUGUCAUAAACAUUAUUCAACGUUGUUUUCAACGAUCAAAGGGAUCGUUGAAGAAUCCGUUACAGGUGUUCAUCGUCUGUAUCAAAUGUGCCGCGCACAAACACUACCCGUGCCAGCAUUGAAUGUCAAUGAUAGCGUAACAAAAACGAAAUUCGAUAAUCUAUAUCUUUGCCGAGAAUCGAUUAUUGAUGGAAUCAAGCGUUGUACGGACAUCAUGUUCGGAGGAAAGCAAGCCGUGGUCUGUGGAUAUGGCGAAGUUGGCAAAGGAUGUUGUUCAGCGUUACGUGGCAUGGGCUGUUUUGUUUAUGUAACUGAAAUCGAUCCCAUAUGUGCACUACAAGCAUGUAUGGAAGGUUACAAAGUUGUUCGACUGGAAGAAGUUGUUAAACAAGUUGAUAUUAUCAUAACGGCUUCGGGAAGUAAACAUACGAUUACGAGAGAAGCGCUAGAUAAGUUGAAAAAUGGCGCCAUAGUUUGUAAUAUGGGACAUUCAAAUACUGAAAUCGAUGUGAGCUUUUUACGCGAUCUAUCGACGAAUGAUCUACAAGUCGAACGUGUUCGAAGUAAUGUCGAUCAUGUUAUAUGGCCGAAUGGAAAACGAAUCGUCCUAAUUGCUGAAGGUCGAAUUAUGAAUCUUUGUUGUUCAAGUGUUCCAUCGUUUGUUGUAUCAAUUACUGCUGCUACACAAGCAUUGGCUUUGAUUGAACUUUAUAAUGCUCCACCUAAUCGUUAUAAAUGUGAUGUCUAUUUAUUACCGAAGAAGAUGGAUGAAUACGUUGCGAGUCUACAUCUACCAGCAUUUGAUGCUCAUUUAACAGAACUGAGUGAUGAGCAAUGCAAAUACUUAGGUGUAAACAAGGCUGGACCAUUCAAACCUAAUUAUUACAGAUAUUAA
This is a messenger RNA of Adineta ricciae, 2511 nucleotides long. NCBI's taxonomy places the organism in Eukaryota, Metazoa, Rotifera, Eurotatoria, Adinetida, Adinetidae. The record is from the annotation of a GenBank genome assembly.